GUUUGCCGGCCGCGCGGCGAAAUAAUUAUUCAGCGGGACCCCCGCGGAGGAAAAAACAUCUCGGGGCUGCUGUGUGUAUGUGUGUGUGCGCCUGGCAGGAAAAAGCCACAAGGAUAUCGCGUGUUAGUCACUCGGGUCGCUGGCAAGCCGCAACACUGCUCACAGGCAGUCAGUCAGUCAGUCGUGGCGGCGGUGCUCGCGCCAGUCGACGCCGGCAUGGCACAUGAGGCAGAUGUGUGCGAAAAACUGUUCGCAGCAAUCCGAAAUGCAGAUUCGCCGACAGCCAAGCAGCUCCUUGAGCAAGUUCGCGGAGUUGACCUAGAAACACAUUGGCCAGCUGGUGACCCACCGCUCGUCCUCGCAGCCAAACACAGCCGUGACCCCUGCCUGUUGACUUGGUUGUUGGCGGCCAAGUGCGACAAAGACGCUCGCUCAGCCACCGGCGAAACCGCGCUGCACUGCGUCGUCGGACACUGGGACGAUCCUGCAGAGGCGGUCAGGGUGCUCAUCUCGGCAGGGUGCUCCGCAAACCUGGCCGACCAGCUGCGACGGCAGAUGCCCCUCCAUGUUCUGGCCAGACGUUGCUCACAAUCAAAGAAAACAUCGUUUGGCGGAGCAAGUCCAUCAAAAUUAAUGCCAUCUCUGAUCACUUCGCUGGAAAUUUUGGCCAAAGUGAGCGACACCAAUUGCGAAGACCACAGACGAAGGACGCCCUUGCACAUUCUCGUGAAAACCAACUGCAGCACAAGUGAACCGUAUUUGUCUCUUUUAACCCAUGGAUCUCAACUAGACAAGCAGAACGAGCGUGGCGAGACUCCUCUGAUAGAGGCGUUGGAGAACAGCUCUUUGUUUGCAGCCGAACUGCUCCUGGAGGAGGCUGCCAAGACGCAGAGCGACCACCAGUGGCUUUGUCGCUCCACUCAGUACGGGGAAACGGCCCUCCACGUGGCCGCGCGGAAAGGGCUGACCAACAUAGUCUCGUCAAUCCUUUCCCUCAACAGUUCGGCAAGCGCAACCAUGCUGCAGGACUUGAAUGGAGACUCGGCCUUGCACUUGGCCGCCGGAAGAGGUCACCUGGAGGUAGUGGAGAAACUGCUAAGCUCCAAGUCUGUGGAGGUGAACUGCAGGAACAAAAAGGGCCUGGCGCCCCUUCACGUGGCCGUCGAGAGCGGUUUCAUCCACGUGGUGAAGGCGCUUCUGACCAAGCCCGACUGCGACAUCCUUGCGCGCACCACCGACGAGAGAAGGUCGUCGCCCGUGGACCUGGCGCAGCAGGAGUACCGCAGAAGGUCGCAACCGGAGAUGACGCUGAUUUUGGUGCAGGAGGCUGAGAGGAGAGGAACUCUGAUGCAUGCCAUUGGUUAACUCAAUGUGUAAAUAAUUCGCAAUACAUUCAUUUUAUGUGAUGAAAAUAUAUAGCAUGUUUGAUAUUAUUAGAAUUGAUUUAAAAACCUGUCUUGUUUGUAUUAUAAUGAAUUUUAUUGAAAAUUUCGUA
Messenger RNA from Cloeon dipterum, 1495 nucleotides. RefSeq names its product ankyrin-3-like. The transcript is spliced from 5 exons. Gene Ontology annotation, biological process: protein localization to ciliary inversin compartment. NCBI's taxonomy places the organism in Eukaryota, Metazoa, Arthropoda, Insecta, Ephemeroptera, Baetidae. Gene Ontology annotation, molecular function: protein binding. The record is from RefSeq and is a predicted model, not a curated record. Gene Ontology annotation, cellular component: ciliary inversin compartment. The coding region runs from base 217 to 1365 and encodes 382 amino acids.